AUGCGAAAUGCCUUGACUUUCUCGGGUCAAGGAGCGCAUGCCAAAGGCAUGUGUCUUUCCCUUCUGGAUGACCCUGCGGUUGUGCAGGUAUGGGAACGCAUGACAGAUUGCAUGAUGCGCAAUUAUGGCAUCUCAUUACAGUAUAUCAUUCAAGAAAACCCCAAGAAAGUAGUGGCGCGUAGCGACGCUUUUGUUGUCGAUGAAGUCUGCAAGCGGCCCUGCACAGAGGUGCUUAAUAUGAAAGAGUCUACACCAUGCACUCACACGAUCACACACCCAGACGGUGUGAUGCAGUUAACGUACCUAACGCAGCCCUGCGUUCUCGCCGCACAACUUCUCGCAUACGAAAAGUUGAAGCAUCGAAAUCCACAGAUAUACAAUAGGCAAAUUUCCUGCAUCGCCGGGCAUAGUCUAGGUGAAUUUACCGCGCUCACAGCUCUCGGUGUCUUUACUCCCGAGACCGCUGUUGAUUUAACUUUCAAGCGUGGCCUGCUCAUGGAGCAGGCAUGCGAUGGUGUCCCGCGCGGAAAUAGAAAACUGUACGCCUGCAGUCCUCAGCGAGCAAAUCUCAGCGACGACAGCGAGACGGCAGACAAAGUUUUCUUCGCGCUUAUCGAGGAGGUCGCACAAUCUCUUGCGCAUACAUCCUCAUUCGUUGAAGUGGUGAACAAUAACAUCAGGCAUCAGCAAUACGUCGUGGCUGGCGACCUUGUCGGACUAGCUGUGCUGGGCAAAUGCCUGGAUCCGCAAUACCGGGCAAACUGUGCCAGCGGUGAGGAUGUUGAAUCCCUUGUAAGCCAUGCUAUCACAUCCGUCCGCAUCGACAACAAAGAUGGUGUGGCAAGAGAUCCGGACGUUGUCCACGAUGGUGAUUUCGCAACGUCAUCAGCGCAAAAGUACGGUUCAAGAUCAACGUUUCGCCGGUUCAUCAAGGGCGCGGACGACGGCUUUACUCCGUCACUAGAGGAACUUACGCAUCUCACGUUGGAGGAGGACGGCCGCAGUGGCCUUAAGAAGAAAUCAUGGUUUGUUCCUCUGAUCAUGGAAGUUCCAUUUCAUUCGAGCAAGCUUCGGCGUGCCAUGGAUGCGUUUCUUCCUCUCGUACGUACAGCCCUUCCAGACGAGGCGUCUCUUCGCGAGCUGUUAUCGAUUUCCAACGACGGAAUAAUUGAUGAGGAGCGCCGCGUCCACCCUUUGUGGAUUACAAAUUUGACGGGGAGGGUUUUCAACCCAUUGAACAGGGCUUUUCAGCAGAGUGCGCUUGAGCACAUGAGGAGGGCGAAUAUUGGCGAAAUCCGUCACAAAGGGCGAUUUGAGAGCACUCUUGUUGUCGAUACAUUUAACAGUGGCGCAGCGGAAGGAAACGUGAGGGAGAUGACGGCUGCAGUGCUGGCAGCUCAGCUCGCCCACCCUGUACAAUGGAUAACAGCAAUGGAGGAGGUUGUUGUGGCACAAGGAUGCUCACACAUUCAAGAGGCGUCGCCGAAAAGGAACACAUCGGAAAUGUUUAGGCGUGCUUCAUUUUUCGCUGACGAUAGCCGAAACAGCCGCAUUUCCCUUCAAGUGUCUUCCUUUCCAAGCGAAACACCACUUUUCUAG
This is a messenger RNA of Leishmania mexicana MHOM/GT/2001/U1103, 1599 nucleotides long. RefSeq lists its product as hypothetical. The coding region runs from base 1 to 1599 and encodes 532 amino acids. Gene Ontology annotation, biological process: fatty acid biosynthetic process. The record is from RefSeq and is a predicted model, not a curated record. The transcript has a single exon. Lineage: Eukaryota; Euglenozoa; Kinetoplastea; Trypanosomatida; Trypanosomatidae. Gene Ontology annotation, molecular function: [acyl-carrier-protein] S-malonyltransferase activity.